Vanessa atalanta (red admiral) is the source of this 933-nucleotide messenger RNA. RefSeq lists its product as uncharacterized. The transcript is spliced from 5 exons. Bases 179 to 823 code for a protein of 214 amino acids. The record is from RefSeq and is a predicted model, not a curated record. Lineage: Eukaryota; Metazoa; Arthropoda; Insecta; Lepidoptera; Nymphalidae.
GGCCGAACUCCCGUUAUAAUGAACACCACUUGUUGUCUGCGCGGGCAGUGCGCCGACCGCACGCCCUUCUACUAACGCGAAUGUAUUAUUUUCACAUUCGGACAUAAUUUUGCAUAUAAGUGUGCCGCAGUAUUCAAAUAUUUUUAUUUUUAGUGAUAAUAUAUCUGUUAUUUACAAAAUGUGUCUUAAAAGUUUAAUCUAUUUUUAUUUGGCGACAAUAGCUGUCUGCGUGGUGGGAGACUGUGGACCGAAAUUAAAAUAUGCAUGGGGAGACGCACUCCAAGGAACAGAUUGUCCAGGUCCUGAUGGCACCCCCUAUCCCAGACAUCUUGUGAAUCGGGCGUUGAAAUCGACAUGGGGUCAGAGUCGGCAAGGCAGAAUGGCGCGGGUCCUCGACCCUUCGGUAAUGCGACGGGCGCUUCUUGACGCACACGCCGGCUACACUGAAGGUGUCACUAAGGCUUCGAGCGGGAAUAGAAGCGCAAGAGCGACAAAUCUACCCGGCCUUACUCCGGGCAACACCAACACAUGCGGAGGUUCACGUCUCUGUCGAACCCGGUACAACACGACUGCACCAAUGUAUGGUGUCUCGCUUACAUCAGGACAGCCGGUGACGAUCGUUCAGAAAUUCCCAGAUCUUUUACAACAAGUCGUUUUUGAAGUUUGCGAAUCAAGUGAAUGCUCCGUAGUUCGCGGAUCGUGUACACAAACUUAUGUACCGUAUUUAUUCCUGGUCCUACCCCUAGGACCAGUCACGUUAACAGGGCAAGAUUAUGUACUAGUUGAGUCGGGAUGCGUUUGCAGACCAGAUCCUAUGCAGUAGGAUGUCUCCUCGGCUUAAGACUGUAUAGUGAAUAUAGUGCUCAAAAUACUAUUUAAUUUAUUAGAAAAUACUUAAAUGUGAUUCCAAUUUAGCUUAAAGACAGAAUAUAU